CCCCCCCUCCACCACCCCACCCCCCGCUCCCGGGUCUGAUUUUAGGAGAGGAAGCAAAUCCAAAGGAGAAAACCAGAAGGAGAAGGCGGGUUUGAGAAGGGCGAGACGAUGGGCUGCGUCAAGAGCAAAGAGGACAAAGGCCCCACGAUGAAGUAUCGGCCGGAGAACUCCGCGGCGUCGGACCCCAACGCCGCCACAGCCGCGCCUCACGUGGGUCACUACGGACCGGACCCCACCCAGCUGCAGCAGAACCCGCCCCCCUCCUCUUCCGCGGCCUCCGGGGCCCCCAACUUCAACCAAAGCCUCACGCCGUUCGGAGGCUCGUCGGCCAUGACUCCCUUCGGAGGAGCGUCGUCCUUCUCCGGCCCCGUGUCCAACUCCUUCUCCGGCGCCGUUUCAAGUGGCGUGACCUUCUUUGUGGCCUUGUACGACUAUGAAGCGAGAACCUCUGACGAUCUUUCUUUUAAAAAAGGAGACCGCUUCCAGAUCAUCAACAACACAGAGGGAGACUGGUGGGAGGCUCGCUCCAUCAACACGGGUAGGAACGGCUACAUCCCCAGCAACUAUGUGGCCCCUGCUGACUCCAUCCAGGCUGAAGAGUGGUACUUUGGUAAAAUGGGGCGCAAAGAUGCUGAGAGGUUGCUGCUGAAUACAGGAAACCAUCGAGGAACCUUCCUAGUGCGAGAAAGUGAAACCACUAAAGGUGCCUACUCUCUGUCCAUACGGGACUGGGACGACGCCAAGGGGGACAACGUCAAACACUACAAGAUCCGCAAGCUGGACAGCGGGGGCUACUACAUCACCACCCGGGCGCAGUUCGACGCGCUGCAGAAGCUGGUCAAACACUACACGGAGCACGCCGACGGGCUUUGCCACAGGCUGACGUCGGUCUGCCCCACGGUCAAGCCGCAGACGCAGGGGCUGGCCAAGGACGCCUGGGAGAUCCCGCGGGAGUCGCUGCGCCUGGAGCUCAAACUGGGCCAGGGCUGCUUCGGAGAAGUCUGGAUGGGCACGUGGAACGGCACCACCAAGGUGGCCAUAAAGACGCUGAAGCCGGGCACCAUGUCGCCCGAGGCCUUCCUCCAGGAGGCCCAGAUCAUGAAGAAGCUCCGGCACGACAAGCUGGUGCCCCUCUACGCCGUGGUGUCUGAGGAGCCCAUUUAUAUCGUCACGGAGUACAUGGCCAAAGGAAGCUUACUCGACUUCCUCAAAGAGGGCGACGGCAAAUUCCUGAAGCUGCCCUUGCUGGUGGACAUGGCGGCCCAGAUCGCUGACGGCAUGGCGUUCAUCGAGAGGAUGAACUACAUCCACAGGGACCUGCGCGCCGCCAACAUCCUGGUGGCCGACAACCUGGUGUGCAAGAUCGCCGACUUCGGUCUGGCCCGGUUGAUAGAGGACAACGAGUACACCGCCAGACAAGGGGCCAAAUUCCCAAUUAAAUGGACGGCCCCGGAGGCCGCCCUGUACGGCCGCUUCACCAUCAAAUCAGACGUCUGGUCCUUUGGGAUCUUACUCACUGAGCUCGUCACCAAAGGCAGAGUGCCCUACCCAGGCAUGGUGAACCGGGAGGUGCUGGAGCAGGUGGAGCGCGGCUACCGCAUGCCCCUGCCGCAGGGCUGCCCCGAGUCCCUGCACGAGAUGAUGAAGCUCUGCUGGAAGAAGGACCCGGAUGAGAGGCCCACUUUCGAGUACCUGCAGUCCUUCCUGGAGGACUAUUUCACCGCCACGGAGCCACUGUACCAACCAGGGGAGAACCUAUAGCCUGCGUGGACUAUCCGUACGCCCGGGCGGGCACUCGCUUGAAGACGUGAGCUCUUAAUGGUCGGACUGAAAGCCGACCGGAAACCAGACCAACCAGUCACAUAAACCACUACUUUUUUUUAAUAGGUUUUGCUUUUUUAAGCAUCCGCCAUCAUUUCAUUUUACAUUUUGUAUAUUUCUGUUUUCUUAUUGAUGGUACAAGCCAAGUCUUACCUGUGUGAAAUCUUUCAUUUUAAUGUGGAUUCUUUUCACGGUGUACGUUAAGGACUGUGCUAAAAAGAAACGCAUUCAUUUCAGUUAUGUUACAGACAAUACAUGUUUGGUUCUCUCUCAUGAACACAAUUUAUCGCUGUAUAAAUAAGCUGUGAUAAUGCUUCGUAAUAGAAAAACAUGCAGUUUAAUGUGGACAUCUCGAGCUCCAAUAGCCUCCAAAUUGUAUUCUUUUGUGGUAAAUUGUGAAUUAUACAUCAAUUCAAUGAAUUAUUAACAGAUAUAAUAUAUUAUACUAACAGGGAGAAGCUCUCAGGGGACUGUCGGUCAUUAUCACAGUCCAUUUGGUUAAUUGUUGAAACAUAAAUCCCACACAGCUUAACUUAAGCUACAUUUAUUCUGCUGCAGAGCAAUUCCUUAUUUGUUACAAACCAGCGACUGCGACGACACUGUGACGUGGUCUCUUAUGCCUUUCUAAUAUUUCAAAAUGCAUUUUGUUGUUUUCAUAUCAAUUCAUUCUGUUUUCCUUUGUCUAUCUCAAACCUGUGUCACAUUUGAUCCACACCAGGCGGUUUUAUAGCUUGAUUUGAAGACUUUGAAAUGACAUCAUUCUUUCUGUCCCUCCAUUGUGUGACCUCAGUUCAAUCAGACGUAACGUGUCAGUGAGUUAGACAGUGAUGAAACUGAUGAUGAUGAAGCCAGAUUGACACUCGAUGAUUUCACGAGCUCUUUCUAGGUGGAAAACAUGAACAAAGCCUCUUUCAUGUUCAUGUAUCUAAAGUGGCUCUGCAGAAACUAUUUCUAUCUCAUAGAAACAUGUUUUUUUACAGGGAUCUUUUCCUUUUACUUAUCGGGGCAGUAUUAUGGUGGAAAGAACGCUAAUUGAUGAUUGAGCUUGUAAAGAAGGGCUUUUGUAUAUUAAAAAAAAUGCUCAUUUUCUAAGAUUAUCCCCCAAAAAUGAAAAGAUUGCAAAAUAUAUUUGGGGUAGAGGUAAUGUCUGCAGUCUGAUCCGAGGAAUUUGUACAAUAAAGACGUGAUUUUACAAA
Messenger RNA from Gasterosteus aculeatus aculeatus (three-spined stickleback), 3017 nucleotides. RefSeq names its product tyrosine-protein kinase Yes. Gene Ontology annotation, molecular function: ATP binding; protein tyrosine kinase activity; protein binding. Gene Ontology annotation, biological process: protein phosphorylation. The record is from RefSeq and is a predicted model, not a curated record. NCBI's taxonomy places the organism in Eukaryota, Metazoa, Chordata, Actinopteri, Perciformes, Gasterosteidae.